Messenger RNA from Papaver somniferum (opium poppy), 685 nucleotides. RefSeq lists its product as uncharacterized. Lineage: Eukaryota; Viridiplantae; Streptophyta; Magnoliopsida; Ranunculales; Papaveraceae. Bases 65 to 361 code for a protein of 98 amino acids. The record is from RefSeq and is a predicted model, not a curated record. The transcript is spliced from 3 exons. Gene Ontology annotation, cellular component: mitochondrial inner membrane; mitochondrion; MICOS complex.
UUUUGGUAGUCUUCAAUAAAUCAGAUUUUUCUGAGAGAGAGAGAGACGAGAAGUAGGGUUGAAAAUGGUGGGAGAAGAAGAACAGAAAAUAGUAUGUAACGAUGGUGAUAUUCUAAACGCAAAAUGGGAUGCUUGUAUAGAUUUAAGUCUUCGUCGAGUUUUUUACACUUCGGUCGCCGGAGCUGUCAGCUCUCUCGUUCUAUUUAGGGGUCCUGCAUCUCGAUGGGCAGCUUUAGCAUUUGGUGCUGGUGUGGGUAUUGGAUCAGCUUAUACAGAGUCUUCUAGGAUACUUGAAGGGUCUCUUCCUAAUUGGACUUCUAAAGCUGCACUACCUCCUAAUUCUAAGGAUGAACAAAACUGAGAUACGCUGUCAGAAAGGGUGUGAAAAUUUACUCCAAUUGCAGAAUCUUAUUACGCCAUUAUUGUAACCUGAGAUUGAUGGUGUAAUAGUGUUCAUUCUGCUCUCAGAUACUUACCGAGUCGGUAUAUUCUUUUCCACCCAACUAAAAUAACGUAUUUGUAGAGAAGAAAUCUAAUUGACAUCUUUCAUUUAUAUGUCUAAUUAGAUACUAAACAUUAGAGGCUUCGAUUUCUUUAAAUGUUUGAGUUUCUUUAUGUUUCACUAUUUUUUCAUGAGAAAUCCUAUAUACAUUCUUAAAUGAAUUGUGCUAUAAUGUUCUUUUCA